CCGUGCCACCGCCUCCGCCUCCUCCUCCUCACCAGCGCUAAAGCCGGGACUGGACCGAGCGGAGUUGUGCGUGUCGCCGAAGGGGGGUGGGCCGGGGGAGGGGAGGUUCGUUCCGCGGAGCCCGUAGCCAGAACCGGGACCAGAAAUCGUCUUCAACUCUCUGUGGUGCAUCCUUGGCAGAAAGCGAGAAGGAAAACACCCACAUUGUUCUUUGGCAUGGACACAAGUUCAGUGGGAACAUUAGAAUUGACUGAUCAGACUCCUGUUUUAUUAGGGAGUACGGCCAUGGCAACUAGUCUCACGAAUGUAGGAAAUUCAUUUAGUGGUCCACCUAACCCUUUAGCAUCUAGAUCUAAUAAGUUUCAAAACUCACCAGUGGAAGACGAUGAUGACGUUGUUUUUAUUGAACCUGUACAACCUCCCCCACCUUCUGCACCAGUGGUAACUGAUCAAAGAACCAUAACAUUUACAUCAAAAAACGAAGAACUGCAAGGAAAUGAUUCCAAAAUUCUCCCGUCCUCAAAAGAAUUGGCUUCUCAAAAGGGAAGUGUAAGUGAGACAAUUGUCAUUGAUGACGAAGAGGACAUGGAAACAAAUCAAGGGCAAGACAAAAACUCCAAUUUUGUUGAAAGGAGACCCCCUGAAACUAAAAACAGAACAAAUGAUGUGGAUUUCUCCACUUCCAGUUUUUCAAGAAGUAAGGUAAAUGCAGGAAUGGGUAAUAGUGGUAUCACCACAGAACCAGACUCUGAAAUUCAGAUUGCUAAUGUUACAACCUUAGAAACAGGUGUAAGCUCUGUGAAUGAUGGCCAAUUAGAAAAUACUGACGGGAGAGAUAUGAACUUAAUGAUUACACAUGUAACAUCACUGCAGAAUACCAACUUGGGAGAUGUCUCUAACGGACUGCAGUCAAGUAAUUUUGGUGUUAAUAUACAAACAUACACCCCAUCUUUAACUUCACAGACCAAGACUGGAGUAGGACCUUUUAAUCCUGGUAGAAUGAAUGUGGCAGGAGAUGUAUUUCAGAAUGGAGAAUCUGCAACUCAUCAUAAUCCUGAUUCUUGGAUCUCCCAGUCAGCAUCAUUUCCCCGUAAUCAGAAACAGCCAGGGGUGGAUUCUGUAUCACCAGUGGCCUCACUUCCUAAACAGAUUUUCCAGCCUUCUGCCCAACAGCAACCUACUAAACCAGUUAAAGUCACUUGUGCAAACUGCAAAAAACCUUUACAGAAAGGACAGACAGCUUACCAACGAAAAGGAUCAGCUCAUCUCUUUUGUUCUACCACCUGCCUUUCUUCCUUCUCUCACAAGCCUGCUCCAAAGAAACUCUGUGUUAUGUGUAAAAAAGAUAUAACUACAAUGAAAGGAACCAUUGUUGCGCAAGUGGAUUCUAGUGAGUCCUUCCAGGAAUUCUGUAGUACAUCUUGUUUGUCUCUCUAUGAAGACAAGCAAAAUCCUAGUAAAGGAGCUCUAAAUAAAUCAAGAUGUACAAUUUGUGGUAAACUAACAGAGAUUCGCCAUGAAGUUAGCUUUAAAAAUAUGACUCAUAAGCUGUGCAGCGACCACUGCUUUAAUAGAUAUAGAAUGGCCAAUGGUCUAAUAAUGAAUUGCUGUGAACAAUGUGGAGAGUAUUUGCCUAGUAAAGGUGCUGGAAAUAACGUUCUGGUGAUUGAUGGUCAGCAAAAAAGAUUUUGCUGUCAGAGUUGUGUCAGUGAAUACAAACAGAAAUAUGGGAAACUGACAACUUGUACUGGCUGCCGAACACAGUGCAGGUUUUUUGAUAUGACUCAGUGUAUAGGUCCUAAUGGAUAUAUGGAACCAUAUUGUUCAACUGCUUGCAUGAACAGUCACAAGACAAAAUAUGCAAAAUCACAAAGUUUGGGAAUUAUUUGCCAUUUUUGUAAGCGAAACUCUUUACCUCAAUACCAAGCCACAAUGCCUGAUGGAAAACUGUAUAAUUUUUGCAAUUCCAGUUGUGUGGCUAAAUUUCAGGCUCUAAGCAUGCAGUCAUCUCCAAAUGGUCCAUUUGUAGCACCAAAUGAUAUUCAGUUGAAAUGCAACUACUGCAAAAAUUCCUUUUGUUCAAAACCAGAAAUCCUGGAAUGGGAGAACAAAGUGCAUCAGUUCUGCAGCAAAACUUGUUCAGAUGACUAUAAGAAGCUGCAUUGCAUAGUUACAUAUUGCGAAUACUGUCAAGAGGAGAAGACUCUUCAUGAAACAGUAAAUUUCUCUGGCGUUAAGAGACCUUUCUGUAGUGAAGGUUGCAAACUAUUGUAUAAACAAGAUUUUGCAAGACGUUUAGGAUUAAGAUGUGUUACGUGCAACUAUUGUUCUCAGCUCUGUAAGAAGGGAGCAACUAAAGAACUUGAUGGUGUUGUGAGAGAUUUCUGCAGUGAAGACUGCUGCAAAAAAUUUCAGGAUUGGUACUACAAGGCUGCAAGAUGUGAUUGUUGUAAGUCACAAGGCACUCUUAAAGAGCGAGUACAGUGGCGUGGGGAGAUGAAACAUUUCUGUGAUCAACACUGCUUGUUACGUUUCUACUGUCAGCAGAAUGAGCCCAACAUGACAACUCAAAAAGGACCCGAAAACUUACAUUAUGAUCAGGGCUGUCAGACGUCCCGAACCAAAAUGACAGGUUCAGCACCACCCCCUUCUCCAACACCCAACAAAGAGAUGAAGAACAAAGCAGUUCUUUGCAAACCUCUAACAAUGACAAAAGCUACCUACUGUAAACCUCACAUGCAGACCAAAUCUUGUCAGACAGAUGAUAAUUGGAAGACAGAAUAUGUUCCAGUGCCUAUUCCUGUGCCAGUGUAUAUCCCAGUACCAAUGCACAUGUACAGUCAGAAUAUUCCUGUUCCUACUACUGUUCCUGUUCCAGUACCUGUUCCUGUUUUUCUGCCUGCUCCAUUGGAAAGCAGUGAGAAAAUUCCUGCGGUGAUUGAAGAUUUAAAAAGCAAAGUUUCUUCAGAUCCUCUUGAUACAGAGUUGCUUUCAAUGACAGAUAUGAUGGUUGAAGAUGAGGGGAAAACAGAGGCAUCUAACAUCAAUAGUGUAAUUAUUGAAACUGACAUAAUUGGCUCAGAUCUCAUGAAAAACACUGACCCAGAGACCCAGUCGAGCAUGCCAGAUGUACAGUAUGAACCAGAUUUGGAUAUUGAAAUAGAUUUUCCCAGAGCUGCUGAAGAGCUUGAUAUGGAAAAUGAAUUUUUAUUACCACCUGUUUUUGGAGAAGAAUAUGAAGAACAACCCAGACCUCGAUCUAAAAAAAAGGGAGCCAAGAGAAAAGCUAUAUCAGGAUACCAGUCUCACGAUGAUAGUUCUGACAACUCAGAAUGCAGCUUUCCUUUCAAAUAUACAUAUGGUGUAAAUGCAUGGAAACACUGGGUCAAAACUAGGCAACUUGAUGAAGAUCUCCUGGUAUUAGAUGAACUAAAAUCUCCUAAAUCAGUAAAAUUAAAAGAAGAUCUACUGUCUCACACCACAUCAGAACUUAAUUAUGGGUUAGCCCAUUUUGUCAAUGAGAUCCGACGGCCAAAUGGAGAGAAUUAUGCACCUGAUAGCAUCUAUUAUCUUUGCCUUGGAAUACAGGAGUAUUUGUGUGGUAGUAAUCGAAAGGACAACAUAUUUAUUGAUCCAGGAUACCAGAUGUUUGAGCAAGAAUUGAAUAAAAUACUCCGAAGUUGGCAACCAAGCAUACUUCCAGAUGGGUCAAUAUUCUCUCGAGUUGAAGAAGAUUAUCUCUGGAGGAUAAAACAACUAGGAUCACACUCUCCAGUAGCUCUUUUGAAUACCCUGUUCUACUUUAACACUAAGUAUUUUGGCCUAAAAACAGUGGAACAACACUUAAGACUUUCCUUUGGCACUGUGUUUAGGCAUUGGAAAAAAAAUCCUUUAACAAUGGAAAACAAAGCCUGUCUUCGAUACCAAGUAUCUUCCUUAUGUGGAACAGAUAACGAAGAUAAAAUUACUGCUGGAAAAAGAAAACAUGAAGAUGAUGAGCCAGUAUUUGAACAAGUUGAAAACACAGCCAAUCCUUCUAGAUGCCCUGUGAAAAUGUAUGAGUGUUACUUGUCUAAAAGUCCACAGAAUCUUAAUCAGAGAAUGGAUGUUUUUUAUUUGCAACCAGAAUGCUCUAGUUCUACAGAUAGCCCUGUGUGGUACACAUCUACUUCACUGGACCGAAACACCUUGGAAAAUAUGCUUGUACGGGUUCUUCUAGUAAAAGAUAUUUAUGAUAAAGACAAUUAUGAACUGGAUGAAGACACAGACUAAAAUGGAACAUUUCUGAAGCAGUCGGGAUAAAACAGCAUUAGAUAGUCAUGCUGCUAGAUCUUUACUAUGGAAAACAUUUCAAGUUUACUCCUUCUGUUUUCAGUUUUGUAGCAGUGUACCCACACUGGGUAUUACCAUGUAAAUAAUCUGUGAGUGAAAGUUGCCAUUAUUCUAUGUAGUGGUUUUAGGAUACUAAACAAAAUACAUUCAAAUUCUUUUUUUAUUAUUAUUUAUUUGAUUAGGUAUGUUUGUAACUUUUUACAUUACAAAAUAUGAAUGAAAAUGUGCCAUGUAUAAUUUUUUCUUGUAGUCAGAAACAUCCAUAUUGCACAACUCUACUGUUGCAAAGCUUCCUCGAGGGGGCACUUUUACUGGGUUCUUGACCAGAUGGUUGUAUAUGAGUAGCACUACUAAAAGUUUAGAAGUUGCAGUGUCUUUCAGAAUUUUUAAAAUAAAAUGUAAACUAAUAGGCUGGGUUUUUGUUUUGUUUUUUCGAGGGGUGUUUUGUUUGUUUUACAUUUUAGUUACUGAAGCCUUACAAGGUUAUGUAGAGAGAUACUAUCUUCUGUACCAAAAAUAGACAAGAGAAUGCUGUCAAUAUUGGUGUACUGUAAUGUGAAUCUAUACUGGUGAAAACAACACUUUGUUCCCCUUAUUAAAACCUUAGUGCCCUUUUCUCAUUUGUGGCUUUCUGCAUCACCCCAAUCAAUAUAUAUAGGUAAAGAAUGACUGUAAGUUGGAAACAAAAUCAAGACAUUUUUCUUUUUAAAAAUGUCUGAUGAAAGUAUGAGAUUCUCUUUUCUUUUUCUAUGUCAACUAUAAAUACCUGUAGUUCCUUUCGUUCAUAGGGUUUUUUAAUCUCCCCAUCCCACCCCCCAGGGUACAGAUCAUGCUGCAUUAUUACUUGCAUAGUACUCUUAAUCUUCACAGAUUUUAUUAGAAUUCUUGUGCCUGCUUCCAGAUAUGACUGAUGCAUACAUUGGGUAAAAUUGUUAGAAAUGCCACUCCUAAAGUAGUUGUUGUAAGAAAGUCAAGCUACUUUAAAUAUGAAAGUAUCACAUUUUACUAUGAAGGUUACCAGUAUAGUAAUUCUGAUUAUUUCAGGUAACUGAAGAACAAAGAACAACUGAUGGAUAAAGUCUGUCUCAGAGGAAAUCCCUGUUGAUGUUAGAUUGGCUUUUACAGUUUACUUCUUAUAGAAGAUUGCGUUUUAAAAAAAAAUACCUUUGUACUGUACUUCUGCAUAGCAAUUUAUCUGUUCAGACUUUUUCUUUUAAAAUAAGGAAAUUUACUUAAAAUUCUGCUUUCUAAGGACUGAGUAAAGUGCUGGCUGCAAAUUAUAAAUCAUCUGGCUGGCUUUGUAUAGCAUGUGUGUAAUCAUGUCGUUUCCUUGUUUCUAAAUCCUGAAUCACCAUGGUGACAUUAGUCUAAAAAUUAUUCAGGGGGAUAUUGGGCUCUUUUCCACAGUGGGUAGGCAAUAUUCACACAUCCCUUAGGUAUUUCUCUCUCUUAGGAAAAAUGUUAGCAUACUAAAGAAAUUUUCUCAAUUGUGAUUUGGAAAAUUUCACAGAUUUAAUCACUGUAUAUUUAAGCAAUAAUUACCUGAAAUGUUUUUGGCAUAAGAAAAUACUUUAUAAUGUUCUAACUUGUUUUAUAAAGAAAAAAAUUUUUAGUCCCUUGAUUUUGUAUUUGUUGAGUGGUAAUCAGAAUGACAAUAGCAAAUCUGGUGUAAGUUACUUUACUGAAAUAAAUUGCUGAUUAUUUAAUGAAGAAAAGUGGGUAACACAUUUAAAACACAGAAUACAAAAAUGUCCUCAAACUUACUACCUUUUUCCAGAACUAAUUUAAAUACUUUUCUUAUAAAUGCAUAUUGUUAAUUAAAAGAUGGUUAAUCUUAACUAUCUUUUAUUCUUAAAAGUGGUGCUAUAUUCCAUCAAGAGCAAUAAAUUUUUUCCCAAAUAUCA
Heterocephalus glaber (naked mole-rat) is the source of this 6236-nucleotide messenger RNA. RefSeq names its product zinc finger MYM-type protein 2. The record is from RefSeq and is a predicted model, not a curated record. Gene Ontology annotation, molecular function: zinc ion binding. Lineage: Eukaryota; Metazoa; Chordata; Mammalia; Rodentia; Bathyergidae.